UUUUUAUGUAUUUUAAUUUAAAUAUAAACAACAAUUCCUUUUUUGAAUAACUGAGUUCUCUUCUUUUAAGAAGGUCCCAGAGGAAGAAACCCUUUCCAUCAAAUUUUUCACUUUUUUCAACUAUAUUUUGUGUUUUCUAUAUUAUUUUCAAUUAAUACUUUUAAUUUGUAAGUCUCUUGAUUUUAUAAUUUUCUAUUUUUUUGAAAAUCUUUAAAUUUUUGAUUGGUGGAAGUGAGGCGAUCAAAUAUUUAGUUCACGGGUGUGUGCCUUUUUUAUUUUUAUUUAUCAAGAAAUUUGAAAAAUUUACAAUAAACUGCAAAAAUGUAUGACUAUUGUUGCUAUUUUUUGAAUUUUCCUUGUUAUUCAUGAAUCGAAGAAAUUCAAUAAAUGAAGAUCAUCAAAAAAAUUCUUUUUUUACUGACAUAGUAGUCGAAUUAAUGGAACAAUCAACUUUUAACUCUGCAAAAAAUUCCCUUUCGAAUAACAAUGACACAAAUAAUGCGGUUUGUAGAAAAUAUGGAAAUCAAAUGGAGGAAACAACAAAUGAUACGACCAAUAAUUAUUUUAAUUUUCCUUCAACCGUUUCUUCAAAAUGGAAACCUCGUUUAACUUUGCCAGCACUAUUACCAGUUUUAGAACAAUUAAGAACAACACAAAACAAUAUUUCGUGCAAUAAAAAGGAAAACAAUUCUCCGCGUUCACCACAACCUUCAACACCAAGUUAUUUAAGUAGGUCACAAUCUGUUGCAUCGCGUUGUCAGGCGAGUCCAGAUGUGCUUCGGGAUUUGAGUUUAAGGUCUUGGAAAAUUUUUUAGAAUUUUAAUUAUAAAUUGGUUAGGAAUCGGGGUGUAUAAUUAAAGAUCUCUGAAUUAUGUAUAAUUGUAUCACUAUUAACCUUUUAAGGGUUUUACAAAUAUUUUCUUUAAAUAAAGUGAUAGAAAAAUAUGUAUAAAAAGGCUUCGGAAAAUGUUUUGGUUGGCAUGGUGACAUGAAAGAUAGCAAGUUAUUUUGUUUUAUGGUAACUGUCUGAGCUUUACAUUGGAA
Meloidogyne enterolobii is the source of this 1044-nucleotide messenger RNA. The record is from the annotation of a GenBank genome assembly. Lineage: Eukaryota; Metazoa; Nematoda; Chromadorea; Rhabditida; Meloidogynidae.